This is a messenger RNA of Cooperia oncophora, 225 nucleotides long. NCBI's taxonomy places the organism in Eukaryota, Metazoa, Nematoda, Chromadorea, Rhabditida, Trichostrongylidae. The record is from the annotation of a GenBank genome assembly.
AUGACUGCUCUGGACAAGAAAUUCAGUGGUGAUCUGGAAAAGACUGUUUUCGCUCUCAUGGAGACACCACUUGAAUACGAUCUCAAGCAGCUCAAACAGGCCAUGAAGGGCCUUGGCACUGAUGAGGCGGUGUUGAUCGAAAUUCUCUGCUCUCGAACAACUGAGCAGAUUAGUGCUAUUCGUGUGGCGUACGAGAGGGAAUUCAAGAAGCCGUUGGAGCAGGAG